This is a messenger RNA of Cololabis saira (Pacific saury), 1739 nucleotides long. Its product is annotated as DNA polymerase subunit gamma-2, mitochondrial-like. Gene Ontology annotation, biological process: mitochondrial DNA replication. The transcript is spliced from 10 exons. The coding region runs from base 217 to 1611 and encodes 464 amino acids. Lineage: Eukaryota; Metazoa; Chordata; Actinopteri; Beloniformes; Belonidae. Gene Ontology annotation, cellular component: mitochondrion; cytoplasm. The record is from RefSeq and is a predicted model, not a curated record.
UUCAGACCACGUGUAACGCUUUAUUUACAAUUUUAAAUGACAGUGUGUCGUAACUUUAGUGAAUUUCACCUUAACUUUAUAGUCAUGUUAAGUCACAACAGCGAGAGAUGAGCAGGAUUAAAGUUACGAAGGAGAACCAGCGGUUUGGGUUCGGAUUUUUAGGACGGAACCGAACUUAUCGAUCAUGUGCUGCUGAUCAGCAGAACAAUCUUCAUCAUGCUGAGCCGGGGUUUUAGAGCCGUUUCUGCUGUAAAAUCAGCAGGAGUCUGGGCUGUUGCACACUCUCUGGAUGAUACUGCCCGGUUCUGCAGGAGAGGACGCUGCAGCCCGGCGGACCCGGCCCCGGGUCCUGGUUCUGAUCCGGACCAGGACCCGGUCCAGACGCUGCACCGCCUCUGCUUGGACCGGUUCUACGUGGCUCCGGGUCCCGGCAGCGCGGCCCGGUUCCGGCGGGGGCUCGGCUGCAGCUACGGGCCGCUGGGCGAGGAGCUGAGGAGGAACCUGCUGGCCCGCUGGUGGAGCUCGGUGACCCGGUCCAGGAACCGGGUGUUCGGGGUCAGCAGCAGCCUGAGCGGCCCGGCCGGACCGGAGGUUCAGGUCCGGGUCGUGGAGUCCGGGCGGCUGCAGCAGAUCCUGGACCAGCAGGAUCUGAGCAGGGAGCAGCUGAUCCGGGAGGUCAGAGCGCUGCUGGACCGGUCCGGACCGGCCAGAACCAGCCUGCUCCCAGGGGCUCUGCAGCAGUUCGUCCCGUCUCUGGAGCUGGUGGGCAGGAAGCUGCCGUUCGGCCUGGCCGAGACCGGUCUGUGUUUCCGGCCUCCGGACGCCUCUGGUUGCUCCGCUGAGUUCACUGAGACGUCUCUGGUCUGGUUCUGCUCCCCGCGAACGUCGUCCCAGUGGCUGGACCACUGGACACAACAACGGCUAAAGUGGUGGCGCAAAUUCGCCCUGAGCCCGUCCGGGUUCAUCAGCAGCGAGGUCUCGGAGGACGAGCUGGAAGAGCCGGCGUCUCGCGGGGUCAGGAUCUCUUACGAUUUUCCUUGGGGACGCGAGUCCCUGGAGACGCUGUGGAGUCGAGGCAGCGCCGAGCUGCUGCAGACUCACAACGGAGUCCAGUCCAAGCUGCAGUGUCGAGACGGCAGGAAGACGGUUCCUCACGUGAUCUCUGUCAGCGGGAACAUGGACCGAGGAGCCACGGCGUUCCUGUCCAACUCCCUCCAGCAGCUCAGUAAAGAAGACGGCAAGAAGAGGCUGCAGCACAGAAAGGUGCUGAAGUUGCAUCCGGUGUUGGCGCCGGUCAAGGUGGCGCUGGACAUCGGGAGGGGAGGCACCGUGGAGCUGAGGCAGGUCUGCGACGGCCUCCUGCAGGAGUUCCUGGAGGCAGAGAUCUUUGCAUGGCCCGGAUAUCUGGAAACUCUGCCCACAUCAGCGGAGCAGCUGAACGCCAAGUACGAUGAGAUGGGCGUUCUCUUCAGCGCCGUGGUCGGAGAGAACACGCUGGAGAGCGGCCUCCUGCAGCUGCGCAGCAGAGACACCACCAUCAAGGAGACCAUGCACAUCUCAGAGCUCAAGAACUUCCUGGCCAGAUACAUUUCUGCAGCCGACAACAUCUGAGUGGAGGAUUUAUCCGGGAAUCUGAGGAGACGCUCCUCCGGACGGAGCUUUGCUUCAAACUAAUCUCCCCGAACUCAAUCAGAACUGUAGACUUUUAUUUAUGUUCUCGUCUGUGUUUGGAAUAAAAA